Diabrotica balteata is the source of this 6649-nucleotide messenger RNA. The record is from the annotation of a GenBank genome assembly. NCBI's taxonomy places the organism in Eukaryota, Metazoa, Arthropoda, Insecta, Coleoptera, Chrysomelidae.
GACAUUUUGUGAUUACAGUUUGUAGUUGGAGGAACUGGAGAAGUUGAUCAAGAUUGCUUAGAAAUAUUAAGUGCGUGAAAACCCUGUGUAAUUACAUUAUCAUUGAUUAUAGUGUUUUAUCAAAUUACGAACUGUAGAAGACAAGCUGAACCAAUAAUAUAUUUCUUAUUUUGAUUGCAAGUAUAGUCCUUCAAUAUGGCAGAGUCCAACAUAGAAGAUAAGAUGAAAAAUUUAAACUUUAACUCUGAUAUCAACAUACUAUUAUUAGGAGCAUCAGGAGUGGGCAAAUCAACUCUAAUCAAUGCAUUUGCCAACUAUCUUACUUUCACUGAUCUUAAGGAAGCGAAAAAAAAUAAACCAAUGGUACUCAUUCCUAGCAAGUUCACUGUGUCCGAUAAAGAGGGGGAAUUACAUGAUAUUACUGCAGGAAACCCAGAUGAAAACGAAUUUAUACAAACUGGGGAAUCUGCUACGCAGGACGUGAAAACUUAUGUUUUUCCUAUUUGGGAUGGUUCAAUAAAAAUACGUCUCAUUGACACUCCAGGAAUGAUUGAUAACAGAGGAAUAGAUCAGGACGAUAUAAAUGCCGAAAAUAUCUUAAGAUAUAUUGCCAACUUACACGAAUUGCACGCUAUUUGUUUUCUUUUAAAGCCUAACGAAGCCAGAUACACAGUCUUUUUCCAAUACUGUAUGAAUCAAAUUUUUUCACGCUUGGAUAAGACAGCAUGCGACAAUAUCAUUUUUUGUUUUACACAUACGAGAGGAUCGGAUUAUGGAGCUGGAGAAUCCAUUAAAAUAUUGGAAAAGGCAAUAAACGAAAUUGCCAGCCGUCCUCCUUAUGCUAAAAUUAGUAUGAAGAGAAAUAUUUUUUAUUUUGAUAACGAACCGUUUAAAUAUCUCUCAGCCGUUCAGCAAGGUAUUCAAUUUGACUCAAAUAUUAAACAAAGAAAUAAAGAGAGCUGGGAAAAGUCUGCCCAACAGAGUUGGAGAUUAAUUAAAUAUAUAACUGGAGAUAGCAAAAAUAAGCCACUAAGACCGCACUUUGUAAAAAGUACAAACGCUAUCAACGAAGCGAGAAGAAUGAUCACUCAACUCUCACAACCUCUGGCAGAGAUAACCCAAUUAAUACAUCACAACAUGAGUGUUUUAGAAAGACACAACGAAAUAUUACAGAAUGCUAAUGCUUCUUUAGAAGAAAUGAAAAACAAGCUUUAUGUACCAGUUAUUGCUUUGGAAAGUACUACCUUAAGUCAACCUGUAACAGUUUGUGCAGCAAGAAAGUGUUGUGAAGUUUAUACUGUAGGAGGAAAAAAUGUUUUUCAUUAUAAACAGAGAUGUCACGAUCCAUGCUACUUACAACAAGUUCCUAAAGAAAUUAUUGGUGCAGCGGAACUAAUACACUGUGCGGCGAUGAACGGAACCUCAACUUGUGGCAAGUGCAUGUGUGACUUUAAAGUGCACAUGCACGUGUAUUAUCUAACAAAAACUGUAGAAAAAGAAGAAGUUGAUGAAAAUAUCCAAAGAAACAUAACCAACAGAGAAGGUCUGAUAAAAAGUAAACAACAAGUAAUAAAAAAUAUAGAAGUAAAGCAUAGUGAGUUACACAACGAACAUCAAGUUGUUGUAGAAGCUUGUGCUAAAUUUGCUCACUUCUUACAAAACAACGCUAUCACUCCGUUCAAUGAUUCCUACAAGGAGUAUAUUGAGUAUCUUAUUAACAGAGAAAGGUCAUUGGGAAGAGACUGUAAUAAAGAAACAGUCAGACAUCUUGAAGGGCUUUUACUUCAGUACGUCGAAAUCAAAAAACGUUUUGAUGAAGCUCUUAAGAGUAACAAAGCCAUCGGCAAAGAUGCUGUCAUUACUGCUCAGGAUGUCAGUGAAGCUAUUAAUAAGUUGUAUAGUUUAAAACAUAAUGGCAAAAAAAUUAAAGAACUCUACACUUGCCAGAAAAAUUCAAGAACUAAGGAAUUCAAAAACACGGAAUAUAUUCACAAUAUGUCUAGCAAGCCCAAAGAAGACAAUAAAAAGAAGGACCAGAAACAAAAAUCUGAAAGAGAUGGUAAAGAAAAUGAUAAAGAAAAGAAGAACAAAGGUAGAGAUAGAAGUCAGACCAGGAAACCCAAUAAAGACAAUAGAAAUAGAAACGAAGGCAGAAAUCGUAGUCCUCCACCAAAUUACAAUGAAGCUACUAAUAGAUCUAGACCACAAAAUGCUAAUCAACCGUUUAUACCGCCUUUAUUAUCUCCGAAUGCAUUCGGUCCCGCUCCACAAGGUGCAUUUGGCCCUUUUCCGCAACAAUACGGUCCUCCACAAGGCGGAUAUGGGUAUGGGCCGCAAGGAGGAAAUGUUGGUCCUUCCCAAUGGCAAAUGGGGAAUCAAUCAGGCUCUAAUACUGGCGCACCUGAAUAUGAUAUAAAGAUUUCUGUUAAAAAUGACGGUCAUGCAUCUGGGCCCAACGGUGCAAAUUAUCCUCCAAAUAACCCAUCGUAUAAUCAGCAAUGGUUUCCUCCUCAAUUCCCCAAUCAAUACGGCGGAAACAACCCGUACCCACCCAAUUCGAACCAACAACAUCCAAUGAAUUGGAAUUCACAGCAUCCGCCAAAUUGGGUCCAACCUCCGGCAAACUGGAACCAGCAUAAUUAUCAUCAUGGAGUUAACAGACAAGGACCAAGAAAUCAACAAGGUAGAGAAUAUCCUAACAGAGGAAGAGGAGGUAUACAUAAAAACAAGACAGGUCCACGUGGAAAGAACAACGAUCAAAGAAAGUCCGACACUCAGUCUGACAACUUCAAAAAGUCUGACAACUUCAAAAAGUCUGACAACUUCAAAAAGCUCUUCAAAGGGCAAAUCAAGCUCCUCAGAUUCUGGCAAAUCCGAUUCAGAUUAAAAAUAUUGUUCUUUUAUUACUAUUGAUGUAUUAGUAAGUGUUUUAGUAUAAGUACCGUUCGCUCACCUGAAUCUAAAUAAUGAGUUUGUAAAUUUAUAAUCAUUUACUAAACUUUGAAAUUGUUUCGGUUUGCUGUAACACCUACGUGUAUAAGUUUUCUACUUAUCUAUGUGAAAUGAAUAAAAGAAGUAAGUACAGUAUUAAAAACUUUAUUAGUGCAUAAUAUGUCGGUCAGAUCCAAAAGCCACUACAUUUUCUUCACAAUAUGUUACAAGGUGAGAUAGAAUAAGUGAAUCGAUUGUAAUUACGCACCUAUUUGUGCAAUAUUCUAAAUAUUUCUCAACAACAUCGCAUCUAUAGCAACAUAACUGAAAAACAUGAAAGCAAAACUAUUAGUUACCUCACAUCUAUCACCUAAUAUAUAAUUUAUAUUUCAUGGUACUCUUCCACUAAAUAUUACCUUACACUCAACUAUUUCUAAGUCAUCUGUUGUCGUUUUUCCUUUUCUGUAAUCCUAAUUUAGUUUUGCCAAAUAUAUUCUCAAGUCAGCGUCCUAAUACUAUUAUUUUCUGGUUUUAAUUUUUUUUUGUAAUGAAGCUGCAUUUUUUCGAAGUUUUUCUAGAAUAUAGCAAUAUGGCCAGCAGCAAAAUACACCAGUGUGAAUAAAUGUUUUUCCUUUCUGUGUAGUACUCCCAAUUACUUAAUGCUUCUUCUAUUUUGUUUGUAGAAAACUCCUUGGCGAAUCUUUCUGACUUUUGUUACAUUCCAUUCUAUAUGACUACUUUUAUUCUUCUUCCUUCUAGGUCUCUGCCACAAAGUCCCUUCAUGUUCUCAGUUUUCUUCAACCUCUUUUCCUCAACCUCUAGCAGCUCUCUUCGUCCCACGUAGUUCUUAUUUCUACGUCUGCCGUGACCAAAACAUUGUAGUCUUUGCCCUAGAACCGCUUUUGAGACAGUAGUCAGACCCUUUCCCUGAUCACGUUGUUACUGAUCUCCCUUCUACUCUUACGCAACAUCCAAGAAUAUUCUAAUUUUAAGAAGCGGGGCCUAAUAGUUAUUUCAAUUACAAUUUCCUGCAAACAUGUUUUUCAAAACAAUCAUUAGCAACACAUUUUUUGGGUGAGCGAACCUUUUUUUAAUAAUUUUUAAUUUUUGUUGUAUUUGUAAUAUAAAUAACUGCUACAUUAAUUGUUUUCUGGAAAAUAGUGCCAGGUUGAUGGUGAAGUACCCCUAAACGUUUUUAUCGUUUAAUAAGAGAUUGUGUUGAAAUAUCUCUGAGUAUUUUAUGAGGACUAAUAAUAAGAUUAGUUCUUUAUGUAUUAGUCUACCUUGCACUAGGUUUUAAUUAUAAAUAAAGUGCAAUAGUGUCCUUAUGCUGAACGUUAUAGAAAAAUACAUUGUUUUUUUCGUAACGAGGUAGUAAAAAGGCACAAAAGGCAUUUCACACAACAAAUUCUCAAGUGAAAAAAUCUGUUUUAGAUAGAAUUUUACAGGUAUGAACCUCCCAGUCGAGAUUGCAUUGGAUUUUAGAAAGUUAUGGUACAAAUAAAAUUAUUAUUUUUAGUAUUUUACCAGUUUGUUGUUAUUAAUAGAUAAAUUUGCUUUAAAUAGUAUACGUUUCUUAAAAUGUUACAAUGUAAUUAGUACAAAAUAUGACUGGUUCUUGGUGAGGCCCUGUAUAAUUCCGCGUUCAGGUUUAUGGAGCUUUUGUUUGUGGAUAGUUAAGCGAAAAUUAAAGUAUAAAGUGCAGUAAAGUGUCCUUAUAUCGAAACUUACAGAGUAAAUGUAGUAUUGUUUUUAUGAGAUUGAUGAUAAAAGGGCAUUAGGUUAAGGUAGUAGUCGUGGCCUUUCAUAUAGGUUUAUAAGAAACUGCGAAUCUACGUAUUCGUUGGUGUUAAAUUCGGGAGUAAAGAAUAUAUAAAUUCCCUCUCGUACUAAUAUUAGUAGACUGGCUGUAACUGGGAUAAAUAAUGAUACUGUACGACUCUCAUUACUUUCAGAGCACUGUUUAAAAGUAUUUUUAUUUACCUAUAAACUUAUGAGCAACGUUUCGUGGUGUGAAAUUAGUUGGGGAAAAGUUAUAGAUCAUCGUGAAACCAAUUAGAUGUUAUUGGAUAUCAACGUUGAUUUUAAAGUUCCUACCUACUUGUACCUAGUUACAAAGAUUAAACCUCUUUUUCAAUUUCAAUGAUAUAUCCAAAAAUAACUGUUCUGCUAGAUAAACCCCACGUUAGGUGCCAUAAGAUCAACAAGGAGGUGACGUACUUAUCGCAUGUUGUUUAUCCCUACAGUGACAAAUUGUCGAGUUUCUAUUAAACGGUAAACUAAUAACUGGAAAAAUGGUAUAGUGCAGAUAAUUGUAAAAUGUUUCGUUGCAUUUUUCGUUGCUCUGCAAAUGCAGAGUAUGUUUCGUUGAAUAUUUCCUGUGCGUUAUGAUUGUCAAUAAAACUUUAGUUCCUCUUCAUUAUGUGGCAUUUGUGGAUAUAUUUUUAUUUUAUAAUUCCUUGAUAACUCCAAUACUAUUCAGCACAUCUAAAAUUUUAAAGAAAUAAUUGUUUAUUUUCAUGUCACAGUAUGUAGGCGUCUACCCCUGUCUAUUGUGUUGUUGUUGUUUAUACCACAUUUGUUUCUUACCUCAAUAUAUCUUUUAAUAUAUUUGCUUUUUCCUUUUCUGUUUUCUUUGAUUUUUCUUAUUGUCUUCUGUUUCUAAAAUCUCCAGUUGGUUCUUAUAUCUUUAUUUUUAAUAUUCAUGUUCGUCAGGUAUAUGAGAUAAAUGCCGUAUCAGUAUACAUAUAUUUUAUUUAUUGUAACCAGUUACACUUAAUAUUUUACAUAGAUAGUCGUCCGGAAUAAGCUAACGUGUUAAAAAAGUGUACAUUUAUUUGCAAAAAUAGAUGUCCAUUAUUUUCAAACAUAUUUAUUCCCCAUUAUUACGUACUUCACUGGAACAUCAUACCUGGCAAAUUAACUUAUUUAGCUCUUUUCCAUGCCCAUAAAGAAACAAGUGUAAUUCACGAGAAAAUUUGCUAAGCCGUUACCCAACGUUGUAUUUUGUGUUGCCUACCUCGAAGGUACAUUAUAAACGUAUGGCUAACUCUAUCCAAAUAUAUUUGUGAUGUACAAAUCAUUUGGAAACAGCAAUUUGGAACUAUUUAAAACAGGUGGCGAAAGGGUUAAGGUAAAUGAGUAGUUAUUUUAAUUUUUAUUAUAGUGUAUAAUGUUACAUUUAGCUAUAUACUGUUUAUUCAUAAUACCAUAAAUAUUCUAAUAUUGUAAGAAGCAUAAAAAUAUAAAUCAUGCAAAAAAAUUAUUUUGUGAGUAAUAUUUCCGAUCCUGAAAUGCCCUAUAACGUGAACACUGAAAAACGUCAGAUUUUAAGGAGAGAGAAAGAAUUAUAUCCUGACUCACGAAAGAUUUUAUUUCAGAGCAUGUAAGGCUUAUCAGAUUAAAUGAUUUGUACUCUAUUCUGCUUCUUUUUUAAAAUUUUGAAAUAACUUGUACGUGUGUAAUAGAGUAGUGUUGAGAACAUUGUAAAACUGUACACAUUUUCAAUUUUGGCAGUUUAAACAGUACAUCAUUAUAAAACGUACCUAGGAUUGUGUUUGCACAGUUUUUAGAAUCACUGGGAUUGAGGAAAAUGCAUAAAUGUAUUUUUUAUAAUAAUUGUAGAUUAUAAAAUGUUAUUUCUAACUAUUAAGUUUUAGAAUAAUAUGGUUUGGGUUUAAUGUUCAUAUGAGUUGGAAAUAAAGUUAUAAAAUUGUCU